AUGUCUCAGCCCCUGCCUGUGCCCGCGCCGGCGGCAGCCUCCUCGUCGGACUCGGACUCAGACUCGCUAUCGGCCUCGCUGCGACUCGACGACACCAAGGACAAGCCGCCGCCGGAGUCUGCGUCGCACGUCAGUGAGAAAGGCGGCGCAGCUAAAGAAGACGAUUCAAGUAGUGCAGGUGGUUCCAGCGGCAGUGCCAGUGACAGUGCCAGUUGCACCAGCUCCGCAAGCGAGGCCGUGUCCGACUCGGCCUCCGUCUCGGCAUCCGACUCGGCCGCAGUUGAUGUCGAGAGUGACGAUUUGGAGAUGCGCAGAGAGGUCGCGGACAUUGUCGAGGGUAACGAAGGAGUAGGAGACGAUGUCGAUGGUGGCGACGAGGCCGAGCUUGAUGCCGGGCCAGAGACCAGUCCCGAAUCGGCCGUAGAGCCCGAGGUCGACGUCAAGAUCGGCAAAGAACUCGAUGACGGUUCAGAGUUGGGUGACGAGGCCGAGCUUGAUGCCGGGCCAGAGACUAGUCCCGAACCGGCCGUAGAGCCCGAGGUCGACGUCAAGAUCGGCAAAGAACUCGAUGACGGUUCAGAGUUGGGUGACAAGGCCGAGCUUGAUGCCGGGCCAGAGACUAGUCCCGAACCGGCCGUAGAGCCCGAGGUCGACGUCAAGAUCGGCAAAGAACUCGAUGACGGUUCAGAGUUGGGUGACGAGGCCGAGCUUGAUGCCGGGCCAGAGACUAGUCCCGAACCGGCCGUAGAGCCCGAGGUCGACGUCAAGAUCGGCAAAGAACUCGAUGACGGUUCAGAGUUGGGUGACGAGGCCGAGCUUGAUGCCGGGCCAGAGACUAGUCCCGAACCGGCCGUAGAGCCCGAGGUCGACGUCAAGAUCGGCAAAGAACUCGAUGACGGUUCAGAGUUGGGUGACGAGGCCGAGCUUGAUGCCGGGCCAGAGACCAGUCCCGAACCAGCCGUUGAGCCCGAGGUCGACGCUGGUGCAAACGCCACAAUCGCAGAUUGUGCCGAGCUGGCGAUUGAGCCCGGGUAUGACACCAAGGCAGAAGAUGAGCCCAGCGCCCGCACUGACUCGGGUGCUGCUCUUGAUGGCGCUUCCUAUGCCGAUGGCGGAGAUUCCGUGCUGCUCAUCCCCGCUGAUGAUGGCGGUGAGACCAACUCUUGGGCCACGACUGAUCCCGACCACUCACUUGCCGACGACCCCAUCGAUGCCGCCGCGGCCGAGCACGACCACGAGCACGACUACGAGCACGAGCACGAGCACGAGCCCGAGCCGGGCUCUAUUCUCGAGCGCCGUCAGAGCCUCGGUCUCGAGCACCCGACGCUCAAGCGCCCACCCGGCCCGUUCGCUCGCCAUCCACCGUCGCUGCGCUACUCGUUGGCUGCAGAUGACAUUGUGUUACGCAUUCGCGCUGCCAACCUCGAGGCGGACGACGACAACAAUGUCUGUGAUGUAGAGCCAGAGCCGAAGCCAGAAUCAGAACCAGGACCAGAGCCAGAACCCGAGCCAGACCUUGUCUCGCUGCCCUCCAGCACUGAUGCUGUGGCUGUGAGCCCCACUCGCCCCAAGCCCGCCAACGCCGUCGCCAGCCCCGAGCCCACCACGCCUGAUGUCGCUGCCUUGGCCGUCGUUGCCGCUGUUGUCGACUCGCCGCCGCCUCUUCUCCCUGCCAAGGCAAGCCCGGUUCAUCUUUCAGAGUCGUGCCCAUCGUCGUCACCCGAGCCCGAGCCCGAGCCCAAGCCCGAGCCUGAGCCCGAGCUCGAACCCGAGUCGUGGCAGUACAGCUCAAGCAGCUCAACACCCACGGCCUCCGCCUCCGCCUCGCCUUCCAAUCCCGCUCCCGCUACCGCGUCUACUUCAGACUCGGAUGACUCAUACAACUCGUCGUCGCUGCCACCAUCACCGCCGCAACUCGCGCCCGAGUCCGAGCCCGACACAGCAAAAGCGGUUGCGCCUCCGCUGCCGAUUGCCGUCGAGCCGCCGCUCGACCCGCUUGACGCCGAGAUCAUCGAGCUCGAGCGACAACUGUUUGCUCUCCCACCAGCUGUCGUCGCACUCGACACCCGCGAUGAUUCCGUCGACCCUGCGGCUGCCAUUGUCUCGGUCGAGCACACCCUGCCGCACCGCAAGGAACCGCUGGUUGUCAAGGUCUCGCGCUCCAUCAUUCGCGCCCGCGAGCAUGUUGCCCUCUCCGACUCGCGGCAACGCCCCAAGUUCCGCGCCCGAGACGACACUUCUUGGGUCGCCACCUCGAUGCAUCCGUUUGCGCUCCGCCGCCACGCCCUGCCUGCAGACAGCGAGCUCGGAUCCGUGCCGCGCCCGAUUGACAUGGACGUCGUCACCGCGCCGCCGCGCGACCCGCGCCCCGCCUACGUCGAGCCAACCCCGAGCGUCGAAGCCCGAUUCGCCGCUGCAGCUGCGCUCGAGUCUGCAGACCCGGGCGCCGCCGCUCAGGGCCGUGCUGCUGGUUUUGCCACCACUUUCAAAGCCUCUGACUUUGAUGCGCUCAUGCCCGAGCCGCUGCCCGAGGUUCGGAACAAGAAGAAGUUCACCGUCGUCAAGUCGGACGCGCUGCUCACGCCGCUGCGCAAGGCGCUCCCGCCGCAGCACCGACCGGUCUCCGCCGCCAAGGAUGCCAUAGCGUCGCCACUUGCAGCCUCGCCAAACUCGCGCCGUCCGGCAUCAGCGUCGCCGCGGACUCGCACCCGCCGCACUGGUAUCAAGACUUACGCUGCGUACGGGGCCCGGUCCAAGGCCGACGACCCAUACAUUUUCCUCCGCACUGGCCUCCGCAAGGGCUCGACGCUGGCCUCGGCGCGAAACACCAAGCCUGCUUCCGGCUCGCCGCACGGCCGCUACCGCCGCCCGCAGGGCGCAAGGCGUCGGACCCCACCGCGCCAAGGCUCCGCCGAACCCAAAGCAUCCUCGAUCUCGCCGCUCAUGCAUCCGCCGCCGGCGCUGCAGCGCGAUGCCCUCGCCGUUCACAUCUCGCUCAAGUCACUCUACGCAGAGCCGAGCAGAGCGCCACGCCAGGACACAAGUCCGGUCCCUGCCUCGGCCCACGCCUCGGCCUCACCGCCGCGCUCCACGCGCGGCGAGGUCGACAAGACCGUCUCGCCGCGCCACACCAACUCGCGCCCGUCGCGGCCAGCAGGCCUCUUCCCCGGCACCGAUAUUGAGCACCUCGGCCCGCACACGCGGAGGCGCCGCCGGCACAAGUUCCGCCGCCGGCGGUCCCGGUUUGUCGGCGGUCCGUCGUCGCCGCAUUCGCUCACCUCAGAGGCAUUUGUGGACUCGCACGACUUCUCGUCGCAUUGCUCAUCGCACUCGCGCUCGCUGCUCCUUGCAUCGGGCCUCGAGCUCCCGUCGGAAUUGCAGUCGACGGCAAGUCCGUACACCCGCUCGCGACGGACAACUCGUGCCAAUGGUGGUGACGAGUCGGCCACGUACUCGUCAACAACAACGCCGACAGCAUCCGACAACGACGUCGAACUCGACUCUGCCGACUCGAGCCUCGCACCGCACGGUUUGGCGCUCGCACGACACAAGGUUUGGACUGCACACGCGGUCGACGCGUACGUUGAGCAGCAGGCUGCGCUCCCCGCGCUCAUCGGGCACUCCAUCUGCGCCUCGGACGAGUUUAUCAUUGUCUUUGGUGGCCUCGACGCCCGCCAGUUCCCGUCCAAAGCGCCAACCAACACCGUGUACGUCUCGCCCAAGGCCGAGACCCGGUACUGCGAGCUGACGGCCACAGGCCGCCCGCCGUGCCCGCGCUAUAACCAUGUCGCCGUCCUCGUCGGCCGGCACAUGUAUGUAUACGGCGGCAUGACGACAUCGCCUCGCGGCGCCGAGGUGGCCACCUCGCGUACCAUGCACCGCCUUGACCUCGCCUCGCGCAAGUGGUCUCGGGUCACCACCACCGGCCAUGCCCCGCCGACCGGACACACCGUCCUCUCGGGCUACACAGUUGACGAUAAGGUGUUCAUCAUGGUCGGCACCCGUGACGACUACGACGGGCCGACUCCGCUGUUCAUCCUCGACACCCGGCUCCACCGCUGGGUCCAGAACGAGUGCCACUGCCACGAGUGCGAGGCUGCCAUGAUCCGUCCUGCGCUCUUCACCGAGGCGACGGCGCUCUAG
Thecamonas trahens ATCC 50062 is the source of this 4143-nucleotide messenger RNA. RefSeq names its product surface protein Pls. NCBI's taxonomy places the organism in Eukaryota, Apusomonadida, Apusomonadidae. The coding region runs from base 1 to 4143 and encodes 1380 amino acids. The record is from RefSeq and is a predicted model, not a curated record. The transcript has a single exon. Gene Ontology annotation, molecular function: protein binding.